AUGGAGAACCUGUCCCCAAACGUCACAGAUGACUUCAACUGUAAAACAAAUCGAUACAGCGAARAAAUUGUUGCAGAAAUUGUUGUGAGAUCUGGUUUGGUUAUUCUGGGGACAGCUCUCAAUGUCAUCGUUUGUUUAACAUUUUGGUUCAACCCACGAUUUAUCUCAAACUCGACUCUUUUCUUGUGGAAUCUCAGUGCAGCCGAUCUGGUAACAAGUGUAAUAUCAAUACCAGUGUCAUUGUGGGUCUCGUUUCUGCAGUUGAAUGACGCAACGAACGCGGGAAGGUCGGAUGUUGGACAUUUUAAAAUUCCUUGGAGUACUGCUGUCAUCGUUGCAGCCUUUGCUGCGUCUAUCUUCAACCUCGUUGUGAUGAGUAUUGACCGUUGUCUCAUGAUUCGAUUACCAAUUGCAUAUAGAGGAUUCAUCAGCGUCAAAAAGGUCAAAAUAGCUAUUUUAGGGAUAUGGUUAUCAGCAUUGGUCAAUUUUGUGCUAGUCACUACAAGAUCAAUCCCUAAUGAUGUAUUUUCAAAGGCAGUGUUCGUUAGUCUUGUAAUAUGUUAUUUGAUUAUCUUUUUGUGUUAUAUGAUUUUAUACCGCGGUAUUAAGAGGCAGGGAAGCGCUACAGCCAGCGACGAAACUAGUAGCAACACACACGGAAGGCAGCAGGUGAUAGAGAAGGAAYUGGCCAAGACGAUAGCAAUUAUCAUCGUUGUCUUCACAGCUUCCUGGUCACCACUAGGCUACGCAAUGCUUACCCACUCUGACUUUGAAGAAUAUGCGAAUUGYAAUGCAUUCCCUCAUUGGGCAGCUACCAUUGGCAUGGCAACCGCUGUGGUACAUCCRUUGAUAUACGUUGGUAGAAAGCGCGAGUAUUUGGAAGCAGCGUGUGCGGUGCUGAGAAUCCAGCUGUAG
Molecule: messenger RNA, 915 nt
Organism: Exaiptasia diaphana
Lineage: Eukaryota; Metazoa; Cnidaria; Anthozoa; Actiniaria; Aiptasiidae
Product: adenosine receptor A2a-like
Exons: 1
Coding region: 1-915 (304 amino acids)
Biological process (GO): G protein-coupled receptor signaling pathway
Cellular component (GO): membrane
Molecular function (GO): G protein-coupled receptor activity
Source: RefSeq, a predicted model, not a curated record